Rasamsonia emersonii CBS 393.64 is the source of this 1581-nucleotide messenger RNA. RefSeq names its product tRNA (adenine(58)-N(1))-methyltransferase. NCBI's taxonomy places the organism in Eukaryota, Fungi, Ascomycota, Eurotiomycetes, Eurotiales, Trichocomaceae. The record is from RefSeq and is a predicted model, not a curated record. Gene Ontology annotation, cellular component: tRNA (m1A) methyltransferase complex; nucleus. The transcript has a single exon. The annotation marks the transcript as partial. Gene Ontology annotation, biological process: tRNA methylation.
GAAGCCAUCCUCGCCAUGCCUUCGCCUUUUCUCACGCCGGGGACCGUGUCCCGCCCGGACGAACUGGCCAUCCUUCACCUCCGCAGAGACCUGCUUAUCCCCACCAUUUUGAGAACGUACGAUGAUGAGGAUCUAGGAUAUGAGGAGGGCAAAGUCACGAAUACUCGGUUCGGUUCAUUUCCGCACAGCACCCUCAUCGGACAGCCGUGGGGCUCGCAGAUUGUCGCCUCCAAAGUCGAUACUGGAUCUCGAGGUCGCAGACCGGCACAAAAACCGAGCGAUGAUGGACAGCAAUUGAAGCGCAAAACAGAGGAGCUAGAUUCGCCCAAUGCAACAGACGAGGCAAGGCCUCUGAAAGCGGCCGUCUCGGCGUCGAGCGGAUUCAUUCAUCUGCUUCCUCCGACACCCGAAUCAUGGACCGCAUCUCUUCCUCACAGGACGCAGGUUGUCUACACCCCAGACUACAGUUACAUCCUUCACAGGCUUCGCGUGCGGCCUGGUAGCACCAUCAUCGAGGCUGGCGCUGGAAGUGGUUCGUUUACACAUGCGGCGGCUCGCGCAGUAUUCAACGGGUAUCCCACGGAUCAACCGCCUUCGAAAAAGAGGAGACUGGGGAAAGUCUGCAGCUUUGAAUUCCACGCUCAGCGCGUUCAAAAAGUCCGAGAAGAGAUUAAGCAACAUGGGUUGGAUGGGAUCGUCGAUGUGACACACCGUGAUGUCUACAAUGACGGCUUCCUUCUCGGUGAUCCAAAGACCGGCCGAUCGCCCAAGGCCAAUGCCGUUUUCUUAGACCUACCAGCCCCGUGGCUGGCCCUUAAACAUCUCGUCCGUGAUCCACCAUCUGGUUCCGAAUCGCCACUAGACCCCUCUUCUCCUGUUCACAUAUGUACGUUCUCACCUUGCCUCGAGCAGGCACAGCGAACUAUCAGUACCCUCCGACAAUACUCGUGGCUAUCAAUAUCAAUGGUAGAGGUCAGCCACCGCCGCAUUGAAGUCCGGCGGGAACGGUACGGGUUGGAUGCUGAAGGCGUACGCGGCGCAGUGGUGUUUCCUAAAUCAGUGGACGAAGCCGUCUCGAAACUCCGAACGGUCGAAAACCGCCAGAAGGAAUGGCGCAGGCACCAGCAUGAGCGAAGAGACGGCGAUGGUACGUCUGAAGAUCGGACAAAAAGAGAAGAGGAGAAUGAGAAUGAAAGUAAUAGCGCGGACCACGUUGAGGAUGCUACCACGACAUCUUCAUCUCAGUCACAGAUCCCAUCGUACGAGCAGGGCCGCCUGGUCCACCGCACAGAACCAGAGAUCAAAACACAUACAUCGUAUCUCGUGUUUGCGGUUCUGCCUCGUGCCUGGUCUGAAGAAGAUGAAAAGAGAUGUCGCCAGGCGUGGCCAUCCCGACGUCAAUCCGGUGAUGGUGCGGAGGCACAAGAACCAAAGACCAAAAGGCAAAUGAAGAGGGAGGCUCGAGCACAACAACGACAGCAACAGCAACAGCAACAGCAGAUCAGCCAAGAGCAGCAGCAGAAAGGAGAAGAAGCUACUGAAGAGCCAAAGGAUGAGAGUGCAAUGGAUAUUGAUGAGUAA